GAUGGGUGGGACACAAUAACUCGCGCUUCACGACCACUGGACACACUUUCGAUCCACUCCGGAGACGAGCCAGUGAAGAAUAACAUAUCUUAAAAUGUUGCUCAUAGUACUCGUCUUGUGUUUGUGUCCAGUAUUUCAGUGCCAAAUUGAGGAUUCUGAAUUUCCAGAGGAUGUGGACCUUGAAGACUACAUGAUUUCUGACAUGGAUUUAAAUGCCGCUCCUUAUAGAGUACCGCGGCAGGUGAAAACGCUACUAACUAAGGAAACUAAACCUCACAUUCAGGAGCUGUCAGUCCAGACCACCAUCAUCUCGCACUAUGCCUUCACUGCGGUGUCCUGCAGCAUGCUCAACAGACACUCUGCUGCAGCUCAAGGGAUCUUUCAGUUCCACAUCCCUUCUUCUGCAUACAUCUCCAACUUUACCAUGAUUGUGGGAGGACGAGUCUUUCCCAGUCAGGUAAAGUCCAAAGAGAAGAAGAUGAAGAAGGAAGGGGGAGAAACCAAUAGCAAACCGAAGAUAAGGGACUCACCAGAACAGAGUGAGGGUGAAAUGGAGGUGUUUCGCAUGGAGGUCACUAUUCCAGGACGUAACCGUGCCAUGUUCCUCCUGACCUACGAAGAGCUUCUGGAGAGGCGGUUGGGCCGUUAUGAACAUGUGACCAGUGUUAGGCCCAUGCAAUUGGUCAGCAAACUCAGUGUGGGCGUUACCAUUGUGGAGCACUCCCGCAUCACUUACCUAGAAGUCUUACCCUUACGGAAUGGCAAAACUUCAGCUUCCAAUGGCAAUGGAAAGGCAGAUGGUAAAGUAGGACCACCAGUUUCCACAUUAGUUAAACAAAAUGAAACCUUCUGCAAGAUCAGCUUCACUCCCAACAUUCCCCAGCAGGCCAGGAUUGCCACCAAUGGCAUGCUAGGAGAGUUUGUGGUGCACUAUGAUGUAGAGAGAGAAAUGGGCAUCGGGGAUAUACAGGUGCUCGAUGGACAUUUUGUGCACUAUUUUGCCCCUAAAGACUUGCCUGUGGUACCUAAGAAUGUUGUAUUUGUAAUUGAUACCAGCGCUUCAAUGGUUGGGACCAAAAUCAAACAGACCAAAGAGGCUUUGUUCACAAUCCUACGCGAGCUACGACCCAACGAUCACUUCAAUUUUGUCUCUUUUUCCAAUCGCAUCCGUGUAUGGCAGCCAGGCAAACUAGUGCCAGUCACACCCAACAAUAUACGCGAUGCCAAGAAGUUCAUCUACAUGAUCUCACCCACUGGGGGCACUGACAUCAACAGUGCCAUUCAGACAGGCUCGAAAUUGCUGAGUGACUACUUAUCCAGCACAGAAGAGGCCCAUCACAACAGUGUGUCACUCAUCAUCUUCCUGACGGAUGGGCGGCCCACGGUAGGCGUUGUGCAGAGUCAAACCAUCGUUGGUAACACCAAAGCAGCAGUCCAGGAGAAGUUCUGCCUCUUCACCAUUGGGAUGGGUGAUGAUGUAGACUACAGGCUGCUGGAAAGGAUGUCCCUGGAGAACUGUGGAACCAUGAGGAGGAUCCCAGAGGACACUGAUGCUAGAAAUAUGCUCAAAGGCUUCUACGAUGAGAUUGGCACACCACUGUUAUCUGAUAUCCGGGUGGAAUACUCAGAGGAUGCUGUGGAAUACAUCACCAAGAACCUUUUCUCUAAUUACUUCAACGGCUCAGAGCUUGUCGUGGCGGGAAAGCUGACCAAUCGCAGCUCAGACUCGCUACAUGUUCAGGUGACCGCCAGCAACAGUGAGCGAAGCAUCUUGCUAGAGAAAGACGUGUCUUUACGAGAACUUGAGCGGGAAACGGAAAGGCGGCUAGCUGAAGCAGAAGCGGGGCCGAAUGUGGACGGUUACGUGGAGCGACUGUGGGGAUAUCUGAGCAUUAAAGAUGGACUAAAGGGACGACUUCGCAGCCAGACAAGCAGAGAGCGAGAAAACUACACGCACCAUGCUACGAAUCUUUCUUUAAUGUACAACUUCCUCACGCCGCUUACACAAAUGGUCGUGGAGAAACCACAAGUGCUUGCCAAUGGAACUUUAGCAGAGGCAGUAUCCACAGAAGCCCCACCCACCAAAGCUCCACCCUCUACUGAAUCAUUCAGUCUGCUAUCAGAAGAUGACAACAACGUAACACCCCAGAACCUCAUCGGAAAUGGACAACCGAAAGCGAGUUCUGCAGUCACUAAGGCAACAAGUGGCAUACGCAAGCCCGCCAAAAAGUCUGUCACCCUAUCCAAAACAUCCGCUGAUGGAGAUCCUCAUUUUGUGGUGGACCUCCCCCACAGUAAACUGACUGUAUGUUUCAACAUCAAUGGAGAGCCAGGACACAUCCUCAGACUGGUGACUGACCAUAAAUACUCAGGUGUGACUGUGAACGGUGCACUGAUUGGUGCUCCAGCCCCAACUGGCAGUCAUAAAGAACAGAGGACAUAUUUCAGCACAAUAACUAUAAUAGCUGAUAAGCCUAAUCGCUCUUACAUUGAGGUGACCCCACAAAAGAUUAUACUGGAUGGCCGUGACCGGAUGAUUCUUCCUUCCAGCUCCAGUAUUUCAGUUGAAACUACAAACCUGGCUGUGGUAUUCAUUGCUAACACCAACCUGACAGUAACCAUCCAAGGGACCAUCAAAUUUAUCAUUGUAUUCCACCAUUACAAAAAUCCAGCCCCCUAUCAGCGAGAUCACCUGGGCUUCUACAUUGCUAACAGCAAAGGGCUAAGCAAGAAUACACAUGGUUUGUUAGGUCAAUUCCUGUAUGAGGACAUUGGAUUGACACAACUUCCUGGAAACUUCAGCAUGGCUGUAGAAAACAGCACACAGGAAACACUAGGGAAAAAUGUCACGCUACCCAGUUACCCUGCUCUGAAGGUGAAGAAUCGAACCGUCACUGUUAUAAAAAAGAGUCGACGAAUCUACUCAGGAAAGCAGACGGUAGACUGCUGGUUCGCCAAGAACAAUGCGGCUAAACUGAUUGACGGACAGUACAAUGAUUAUGUGGUGUCGCAUCUGUUUGACACAGGGGACUGGGCUAAUGGAACUAACACACACUGAGACACACACACACACCAUAUGCACAGUAUAUGAUUCCAUUGGUCUGAAGUGUCAUAAAAAAUAUGUAUUCCCAUAAACAUUUUGGAAACCAUAACACACUCCAGUAUUUGAGUUAUAUAAUUUAUAUUCAAUAAUGUGUGGACAUACUACUUUACUGUUUCUAUUGUACAAACAUGUUAAUAUAUACUGUAUAUUUUUAGUUCAUACAGUAAUAAGACUCAUUUUAUACUAAUGAAUUAAAUAUUAACAAAAAGACUGACAUUGUUUUAGAUAUAGAGCGCAACAGUAGGGUUCCAGAGGUAAAAAUUCCAUUAAUUUUCUCCAUAGAGAAAUUGAUGUUAAUGAUGCAUACAAACCUUUCAAGACAGAUCGACCAUGCAUGAGCUCAGAGAUUAAGCCAUGAAAUAUACUUCUGUAGAAGUCACAAAGCAGUGUGAUUUCAACUUCAUUUGUAAAAAAAGUGCUUUAUAGCCCAAUUCCCAGUGAAUCACUACACUACCCAUAAGCCUCAAGAGAGAUCAACCAAUCAGAGGAGUUGCUGUUACCAUAGAACCCUCGUUCUUUGAAACUCUUGCAAGAUUUGCUGCUACCAAGGUUAGGGUUACGUUUAGGGGUAGGGAUGCAGCGGGACUCCAAAUAAACAGCAUAUGAAUUUCUCAUUUAAAUUUCACAAGACCUUGCAGAACAAAUACUUAUCAUCAUGAUACAGUCAAACUCAGUGACUUCCCACUUCCAUUCAGGGUUGCCAACUCUCCCGUUUUAGCCAGAGGCAUCCCAUAUUUUGUCCAAAAUUACAACUUCCCAUUCCCAUUUUUCCAAGAGGAAAAAUGGCUAAAUGCUUUAGGGGGAACCCUGUUCAGUAUUGAAGGGCUCAAAAUGCUAGUGUCCUGUAUUUCAAUGGCAAAAAGUUGGCAACCCACUCCCAUGAAACAUUGUGAAUGACAUGACCAUAUGAAAAUUUUGAUAAUAAUUUUAACAUAUUACAUUUUAUACUUAUUGGUAAUGACUUAAAGAAAAUAGUAUAGCAUCAUACUGUUGUUUCUGAUGUAUCAUUCACAAAGCUUCCUGGGAUGAGUAGUUAAUUUCCUUCUAAGGCACAUUUUUGUUGUUGCUUAGAAUCAAAUGUUAUUGUGAUUCAUCUGGAAACUUUUUGAUUUUGUAAAUAUCUAUUCAGAAAUAAUUAAUGGGAAACAUACUUUCAGAAACAAUUAUGCUGAAGAAGUGGGUGAUUACUGUUGCACUCUAUUACGAAGGAUAAAAAGUGUUCAUGUUGAGCAAACAACAA
Myxocyprinus asiaticus (Chinese sucker) is the source of this 4343-nucleotide messenger RNA. RefSeq names its product inter-alpha-trypsin inhibitor heavy chain H5-like. The transcript has 14 exons. Gene Ontology annotation, molecular function: serine-type endopeptidase inhibitor activity. Gene Ontology annotation, biological process: hyaluronan metabolic process. Lineage: Eukaryota; Metazoa; Chordata; Actinopteri; Cypriniformes; Catostomidae. The record is from RefSeq and is a predicted model, not a curated record. Bases 95 to 3058 code for a protein of 987 amino acids.